Linum tenue is the source of this 1073-nucleotide messenger RNA. The record is from the annotation of a GenBank genome assembly. Lineage: Eukaryota; Viridiplantae; Streptophyta; Magnoliopsida; Malpighiales; Linaceae.
AAAAAAUGGGCACCUUGACGUCAUCAUCAUCAUCCGAGCCUCAAUCUCCACUAUUGCCCCUACAACACCACCACAAUGUGAAUUCGCCGUCCGCCACCGCCGUCGAUCCCACCACCACCGAUCCGCCGCCGCCACGGUCGUCCCUACCGGCUGUUGACCACCACUACAACAACGUGAGCAGAGAUCCCACUUGUACAGAAUGUUCGAUCACGAUUCUCCUAUUUGCUCUUUUUUUCGGCGGUCUCUGGACUGUAUUAUCAUAUGGCGAAUCCAAACCAUACUCCCCUUCUGCCGACGUGAUUUCGGCCUUCGUGUCAAUCGAGAAGAACAACGGUUCCACUGGUCAUGCGGGCAGGUUACUGACGGCCAAUUGGGCCGUCACUCUUCAUCUCGAUAGCUCCACUUUUUGCUGUCAGGCGGUUCAUCCGUACCGAAUCGAGGCUUCCGUUUUUCAGGCCGACGGCAACGACUCCUCAUCGUCGUCAUCAGCAGGCGGUGGUGGCCAGCAAUAUCUGCUCGCUUCGACUCGGCGGUUCACGGGUUCGACCGCCAAAUCGGGGCAGGACCACACCACAUUUUCGAUUCAAUUGAGAGCGGAAGAAGCAGAUGUUGGGGAACACGCGGUGGCCAAUGUCAUGGAAGCGGUGGAGGAGAAUCGGUUGCGGUUCAAUUUAUUGGUUCUGGUUUGGGUACGGGUUAACGAUCGGUAUUAUUUAGCGCGAAUCGGUUGCGAUCCGGUUUGGAUCGAAUCUUCCAGUAUCACAGGCAAUGAGUUCCGGAAGAAUACAAAGAAAUGCCAAGUACAAGUGACUUCACAAACCAAACCAAUGUCUUGAGAUUAGAAGCUCCAAAGUUACAUAACGGUUUUUUCUUGCUACAUAUUUUAUCUUAUUGUGAAAUUUUGUAAGAAAUGAAGCUAUAUGCGGAAGAAGAUUUGAUGUAAUGGGGCAGAAUAGUUGUGUGGAAGAAUUAGGGUUGCGUCUGAACAAUUUGUUUUAAUUGUAUUUGUCAACCAAUAUCUAACACACACAUGACAUUCUAAAUUAUCCUUCUUAAUCACUACACCCUUGGAC